Molecule: messenger RNA, 2289 nt
Organism: Theobroma cacao (cacao)
Lineage: Eukaryota; Viridiplantae; Streptophyta; Magnoliopsida; Malvales; Malvaceae
Molecular function (GO): protein binding
Source: RefSeq, a predicted model, not a curated record
AUGAUAGUGCACGGCAGUUCUGGCGGCGGAUUCAUUGUCCGGAAACCGGUGUUCCUGGUCAGUUACGAACAGGAGGUUUCUCAGAGACUCGUCGAUGCGUUUCAUGAAAAUGAUGUGAAGUUGGCGUCUGAGUGUUUAGCUGAUCCUUUCGUGGAAGUAAACUUCACUGGAACAGUGAACUUGAAGGCGAAGAAGACCGAGAUUUUGUUGCAUGAAGAGGCAGCGCACGAAGUUCUUGUCGAUUACGAGGAAUUUAAGACCGAAGUUACUGCCUUGUUUCUCGCUGCUCAUGUCGGAAACCUGUCUCUCGUGAAGAAAUUGUUGAGCCUAGGAGCCAACGUGAACCACGAACUGUUUCGAGGCUAUGCAACCACGGCAACGGUCAGGGAGGGUCAUAUGGAGAUAUUGGAGGUGCUCCUCAAUGCUGGCGCGUGUCAGGAGGCGUGCGAGGAGGCUUUGCUGGAGGCAAGCCGCCUGGGGUAUACCAGGCACACCAAGCGCCUGAUGGCGACUGACAUGAUCCGCCCGCACGUUGCCUUACGAGCUCUUGUCUCUGCUUGCUGCAGGGGGUUUGUUGAUGUUGUUGACACGCUUAUCAAGUUCGGAGUCGAUGCCAAUGCAACUGAUAGGGUGCUUCUUCGAUCUUCCAAGCCUUCUCUACACGCCAAUAUUGACUGUAAUGCACUAGCUGCUGCAGUUGUUAGUAGACAGACCUCUGUUGUCAGAUUACUUUUGCAGGCUGGCAUCAAGGUGGACCUAAAGGUGAGACUGGGAGCUUGGUCCUGGGAUAUCGAUACAGGGGAGGAAAUUAGGGUCGGUGCAGGACUAGCUGAGGCUUAUUCCAUCACCUGGUGCGCUGUGGAGUACUUUGAAGCCAGUGGUGCCAUCUUGCGCAUGCUCCUUAGACACCUCUCCCCAAACACCCUUCACUAUGGCAGGACCCUAAUCCACCAUGCCAUCUUAUGUAACAAUGCACUAGCAGUUGAAGUGCUUCUGAACUGCGGUGCUGAUGUUGAUUUUCCAAUUAAAACAACUUCAAGAACAGAGCUACGCCCUAUUCAUUUGGCUGCAAAACUGGGAUUUGCUAAAGUUCUUCAAUGCCUGAUUGUACCUGGCUGUGAUAUCAAUUCCCGAACAGCUUUUGGAGAUUCUGCACUUAUGAUUUGCGCUAGAUACAAACGUGAAGACUGCCUUAAAGUACUGGCGUCAGCUGGGGCUGACUUUGGAUUGGUAAACUCUGCUGGCCAAAGUGCAAGCUCCAUUGCAGGGUUAACCAGGUGGACUCAUGGCUUCCACCAAGCAGUUGUGGAUGUGAUUCAAGCAGGGAAGACACCUCAAUCAAGCAAUCCCUCAGUAUUUUCUCCUUUGAUGUUCACUAUUCAAGCAAAUGAGAUUGAGGCCUUGAAAAAACUCCUUAAGCGCACAGAUAUUAACCUUAAUGAACAAGAUGACGAUGGAUAUUCAGCUGUGAUGAUGGCUGCAUCAGGUGGCCAUGUGGAAAUUUUCAGAUUACUUUUAUCUGCUGGUGCUAAUGUAAACUUGUCUAACAAAUACGGUGACACUGCCAUCAGUUUGUUAGAGUUAAACCAGAACGGUGAUGUAUUCGACCAGUUAAUGCUGGAGUUUGCACUUGAAGAGGCCAAUGGUCCCAUCGGGUUUUAUGCUCUACAUCGUGCAGCAAACCGUGGAGACUUAAAUAUGGUUCACACCUUAACUAGUAGAGGUUGCGAUGUUAAUGCCUUUGAUGCUGAUGGAUACACCCCUUUAAUGCUAGCAGCAAGGGGAGGCUAUGGUGGAGUGUGCGAACUUCUAAUUUCUUGCGGGGCAAAAUGUGACAUCGAAAACGCAAGGCAUGAAACAGCUCUUUCGCUUGCAAGGAAAAAAGCUUACGAAAACGAUGCAGAGAAUGUAAUUCUUAAUGAGCUCGCUCGAGCUCUGGUGGUAGAUGGAAGCCGAAUGAAGAAGCACACGAGGUGCGGCAAAGGAUCACCCCAUAGUAAAGUGCUGAGGAUGAUGGAGUCUGCUGGUGUUCUGCGUUGGGGCAAGUCGAGUAGGAGAAACGUGAUCUGCAAAGGAGCUGAGGUUGGUCCUAGUGAAAAGUUUCGAUGGAACCGCAGGAGGAAGUUUGAUGUGGAAGAACCAGGAAUGUUCCAUGUGUUGACUACAAAGAACAAGGAGGUGCAUUUCGUGUGUGAUGGUGGGGUUGAAAUGGCUCAAUUGUGGGUACGAGGGAUUAGACUUGUGACAAGGGAAGCCAUUUUUUGCGAGCAAAAAUAGUGUAAUUUGCUC